GAGUCUGUAGUAGGUGCAUAUAAAAACUAUGUGGCUACAGAUAGACAUACACGUACGCUUUGCUAGAUGUUGCUAUCGUGUGUAUUUUGAAUUCAGCGUGGAUCUCCUUAUAUCAUAAAAAAUAGAAAUAAAUAUACAACCCCAACCCCUUAAUAAAAGCCAAAAUGCCGAGUCAUUCUUUUAAUAAUCGGUGCCCCUAAUAUUUUGGAUCCGUGCGGUAACAUUUUUUUUUUUUUACAUUGCUUGUGCAUAAACAGGAAACAAACAACGACAGCGGGGUUUUCAGUCUUCAUCAUAUAUCAAACUUUUGUCAAUAUAUCAGCCGAGCAAACGACCGUGUUACAUCGUUAUUUUAUUGACAAUAAAUUGACAGUGUGCUCACCUAGUGCACCAUCGGAAGCCGUAUUAUGAGACGUAUAUACGUAUUUGUCUUUUCCCGAUUAAUUCACUGUCAUUUAAAAUUAUUUUUAUACAGACACCAGCGACAAGUUUCAUUGGACAAAUUUAGCAGCGAUGCUGGGAGUACUGUCGAUAUAUGAUGGUGGUUUGAAUGGAGAAUUUUAGCAUAUCCAACAAGACUCUGGGGAUUUUGUCGAUAAAAAAGCUGCUGACUUAACUCAGAAAACACCAUAUGUUACCGUGGAAGGCGAGAAUAAUUGUACAUUACUACACGAAGUGUGCAGCUUCCCGCCAAAGACUUUGUAAAAAUGACAAACUCGCGCGUGUGACAGACUUGCGUGCAAACAAUCUCUUUAGCAAGGAUUAUUCACUAUGAUCUGAUAAAAGAAUGUCUGCGAGCUAUUGUGUGCGCUUCAAAUACUUCCAACGCACCGAGUCGUCAGGAAAAUUUAGCGCCUUCACCUCUAAUUCCAAUCCAGAUUGAGACUGGUGUUAUCCACAUGGAAUUUUUCUGAAACCUGUCCUGUGGUCAGGAUAUUGACGGUGACUUGUAAAUGACGUCACGUUUGUUGUUUCCUUAUUCGAGCUGACAGUCACACUCUGAACGUUUAACAGCGUAGCUUGGUGAACACGUUGUGUUUUACGACUUUUUGUGGGAAAAAGAUUGUCGCUCCCAUUUUAAUCAUUGUAUUACUCAAUACGCCCAGGAUGCAUCAAAUAUGAUAACUAUGCUAAGCAAAUAGCGGCGGAAUGCAAAACAAAUAAUCAAGAAAAGAAACGAUUUUUUUUUCUAAUUGCAGAUGUCUAUCACGUUGGCAACACGCAAGCGCACUAGUGAUUCUGGUGUCACGGUGAAAUAUACACCCUGUGCUAAAACAGAUGACCAUACAGACGAGGAACAUGCGGAUGGAGAAAUAGCCGUGAUCAACAAAGAGAAGAAAUCGGUACCAAAUGAUGAGCACAAAUAUGAAAAGAUGGCAAAGCAAACAGCGAAUGGACCGCGCCAUCUUCCAUCAAAUCCUGGCGUCUUUAACUCGUCCACCACCCAUUCUCGGUGGCGUAUCGUGGGAGACCGAAUGAGUUCCUCAAGCUUGACUGGUAGGAUCAGUUUAUCUUCCCCAGCCUACUCCAACAAAACCGUGGAACAGAAGUCACGGUCUACGUCUAAAAAUAGCCUGCUUGAUCUAUUUGGGACACGCUUAGACAGAAAAGGUCGUUCGAAGAGCUUUGCAGCGCGUGGUGAUUUACAACUUCUGAAAAAAGUUCGCUCCGGGGAAAUUAUUACACCAAGGGAACUGCGGAAACAGCGAAAAAAAGAUAUCGAAGAAAGAUUCGGGAAAAAGAGCCAUCGAGUGGAUAAAUUCGAAACUCUAACCAAUGCAACAGACCGUGACGGAUGUAACUGGACCUUUGUGUUCGACCCUUCCGGUCGCCUCGCCUAUUGGUGGUCAUCUAUUGUCAGUAUUGCAUUUUUAUACAAUUUUUGGGUAAUCAUUUACCGAUGGGCAUUUCGUGAAAUAGAUAGUGAGAAUUUGGCAAUCUGGUUUACGCUUGAUUACACAGCCGAUCUCUUGUACAUCUUGGAUGUGGCCUUCCACUUCAGGACGGGAUAUCUCGAGGAUGGUGUCUUACAAACGGACACGACUAAACUCCGUUUACAUUACACAAAUAGCACUAUCUUUUACAUUGAUUGUUUAUGUCUGUUACCUUUGGAUUUUCUUUAUCUCUCCAUCGGAUUUUGCUCAAUUUUACGUUGUUUUCGACUUGUUAAAGUUUAUAGAUUCUGGACAUUUUUAGACAGAACGGAACGUCAUACUAAUUAUCCAAACGUUAUGAGGACGGCGACGUUAAUGCAUUACUUGUUGGCUCUGUUUCACUGGAACGCUUGUCUGUAUUACAUUGUUGCAACGAAACUAGACCAAGAUUCCAAAACAUGGGAACUUCCGAAAGACACCAGCGACGUGUUUCAAACGUACUUACAUGGGCUGUAUUGGAGUACUUUAACACUCACUACGAUUGGUAAUUUGCCAACUCCGGCAACCAAUCGCCAGUACGUUUUCAUAAUAUUUGAAAUGAUUUUCGGCCUUCUUCUGUUUGCUACCGUCUUGGGACAUAUUGCUAAUAUUGUGACGAACAUAAGUGCAGCCAGAAAAGACUUCCAAGCAAAGCUGGACGGGGUGAAGACGUAUAUGUCUCUACGACGGGUACCGAUCCGCCUCCAGGACCGGGUCAUUAAGUGGUUUGACUACCUGUGGUACUGUAACAAAUCAACGGACGAAGAAAAAACACUGGUCCUUCUACCAGACAAACUGAAGGCCGAGAUCGCCAUCCACGUCCAUCUAGACACACUCAAACGUGUGGAAAUCUUCCAAAACACGGAUGCCGGAUUUUUAUGCGAGCUCGUACUGCGCUUAAAACCCGUCCUCUUUUCUCCGGGCGACUAUAUAUGCAGAAAAGGAGAAGUUGGCAAGGAAAUGUAUAUUGUCAACAGAGGAAGGUUACAUGUCGUGGCAGACAAUGGAAAAACGGUGCUCGCUACUCUGAAACCCGGAAGUUAUUUCGGGGAAAUCAGCAUUCUUAACAUGGGUACUUCCGGUAACAGAAGGACGGCUUCCGUGCGCUCUGUAGGGUACUCGGAUUUGUUCCGACUAUCGAAACAAGACCUCUGGGAUGUUUUGAAAGAAUACCCUGCAGCUCGAGUCAAACUUGAAGCAAUAGCUGUUAAGAGACUGGAGAAAACGAAGAAGAUACCCAUUGAAAAAGCAUUGGCAAGAAGCAAAAGUACGCCGGGACUUGUAGAGUCAUCCGGGAAAAUUCCAUUAGAAGCAAUGAUGAUUACUCGUCACCAUACACUUCCGGCUGGUCUUCCAAAACAGUCAUCCUCCAGUGGUGACGAAGCGACUCACGAUGACAAUUCCUCGGAAACGGGUGACAAUGCUCAUGCUGAAACUACUGCUGAACAGAACUCAGUACAAAAUGAAAACUGUGACGUCUACAAUGUGGGAACGAUGACGUCACCAGACUCUCACACGGGAGGCACGCCACCUACCCGGUCCUUUGGACUUCCAGGCUAUAGUCCGCCGAUCUCACACAGAAGCCUGUGCCAAACUCCGAACAUACCGACCGUCAGUGCGGCCACGCCAGUCCUUACAAACGCCAGCGGAAGUUCUGCGCAAUUAUCGCCCCUGAAUUUUACCUAUAAUCAUACAUAUCCGUUUCAAAACCAUCCCCAACAAAUUAAUUUUUUGUCUCCGUAUUGUGUGUCAAAUACAAUGAAUCCCCUCUCUUCGCCGAGUCUUGCCACAAGUCGAUCAGAUAACCUAUCAUCCUCCCACAUAAACUUGUCUCCACAGAAUCACCCCCAGUCGACCCUAGUUCCUGUGUCCCCUGGGUAUAACAUGUCCAGCUACGGCUCUGUUAGUCCACAGAGUUUUUCAUACGAUACACCUAAUGACAUUCUACUAAAAGAAAUCAACACUCUUCGAGAACGACUUGUUUCUCUGGAAUCGGAAAACGCCACAAUGACAGCCAAGCUAAACAGACAGCAGUGGGAUGUAGAACACAGGCUUUCUGAACUGGAACUCCAGAUUUGUCAAAGUUCGAGUCAGGCGAGCACGGCUAGUCAUGACGAACGAUUCGAUGCUGUCAACAGAGAAUCCAUUAUUUAGCAAAGUCUGAACUAGCGAACCAUUGAUUGAGGUCAUUCCAUACAACUUCUGAACAUCUUACAUCUUAGACUAUAUAUAUAUAUAUAUAGAUAUGUUAAAUAUUCAGCAGCCGUUCCUCGCUCUCUCAUCAGUUAAGGGGGAUUCGGAGUUUAGCUGUUGAAAUGUUUUUUGUUUUUUGUUUGUUAUUUAACGCGCAAAACUGCCUUUUGCAAAUUAAAUGAAAACUUUGAUGUAGAUUUUUUAAUGGUCACAAGGUAUGAUUCGUCAUCGACGUGUUUCAAACAAAAAUUUACACGCAUGUUCCACUUAGUAACUCAAGAAUUUUGACUUUGUGAUAGCGGUUGUGAAAUGAUGCUUUUAAAAAUAUAAUUACCUCUAAAUUAUUGUGAUCUAAAUAAGAAAUAUUAAAACGUUAUAAUUUUAUAGGUAAAUCCUUAUAGAUUCUGCGUGCAUGUAUGGUGAAUGACAACAGCCAUGUAGACCGUGCUGACAGACGGUGAUGCAAUAUGGUAUAUGGAUGAUGGACCAAUUAAAAACGGCUGCUAGAAAACGUGAAAAGUGUGCUCAAAAUGCAACAAAUAUAAGUUUGAUGUAAGGUCAUUGAAAUACCUAUGCCACAAUCUCUUUUCCUCCUAUGUAACGUCGGGCUGUGUAUCUACAGUAUGAAAAUGGCUAUCCAAGAUCAAAAUUUUGGGAAUAUUCUCCAUUCAGUUUGCGAGACAAGUAUAGCACUGUGUAAUAAUCGUUUCUAAUUUGCGUACAAGAAGAUCACACUUUAUACAGUAGUUUGGGAAUAUUCUACACAUGCCUGUUUUCCCUCUUGUUUUGGUGAUUGUGAGAAGUUGAUCAGUAGUUGUUUGUCUUUACUAAAUCGUUAUAUGACAGAUCAGGUAAAACACGGUUAUAUCCAACCUCCAGAUCCAGUGAAAAAAACUUCGUUAUAACCAAAUUUUAUUAUAUAUCCAAUACAAUUUUCGUUAUUGUCCUCUCAUAGGGGAAUAAAUAUUACUUCACAGUAAGCAUAUAGUACGUUAUGUAAAAGGUUGUAAUCGAUGUUUCUAUUGCCAUCCUUUUUGUUCUUUCGAUAAUCGCCCGAUAUUUAAUACCAAUUUUUACAUAUAUUUCAAUUUCUCACAUAACAUAAAUAUAUGAUAUCAUGAGGAGAUAACUCUGACAAAUCGUAUAUUGUGACCUUAAAAAAGACCAUAUCGAGAUAUUCAUCCACAAGGGUCCAAAAGACGUCAUGUAGCUUAAAUGAACGAUAUUAUAUAUGUCUCUUCAUUAGCUACUGAAAACUGUACUUCUUGUUUGAUUCUGUUGAAGUUUGUUGAAGAUUGUUAUAUUUACUAUGUAAAUAUAUAACUUGGUUCACAGAUAAUUGUUAUUUUCC
Messenger RNA from Ostrea edulis (European flat oyster), 5457 nucleotides. Its product is annotated as cyclic nucleotide-gated channel rod photoreceptor subunit alpha-like. Bases 1200 to 4067 code for a protein of 955 amino acids. The transcript has 4 exons. Gene Ontology annotation, molecular function: intracellularly cGMP-activated cation channel activity; intracellularly cAMP-activated cation channel activity; cGMP binding. Gene Ontology annotation, biological process: monoatomic cation transmembrane transport. The record is from RefSeq and is a predicted model, not a curated record. Gene Ontology annotation, cellular component: plasma membrane; intracellular cyclic nucleotide activated cation channel complex. Lineage: Eukaryota; Metazoa; Mollusca; Bivalvia; Ostreida; Ostreidae.